This is a messenger RNA of Branchiostoma floridae (Florida lancelet), 3942 nucleotides long. RefSeq names its product NLR family CARD domain-containing protein 4-like. The transcript has 10 exons. The coding region runs from base 1 to 3942 and encodes 1313 amino acids. The record is from RefSeq and is a predicted model, not a curated record. Gene Ontology annotation, molecular function: protein binding. Gene Ontology annotation, biological process: signal transduction. NCBI's taxonomy places the organism in Eukaryota, Metazoa, Chordata, Leptocardii, Amphioxiformes, Branchiostomatidae.
AUGUCGACAGACUUACAAAACAUGAGCUUAUAUGAGACAGCAGAACCAGACGUCCAUGCGGAAGGAGAGGAAUACAAGCAGGGUCAAGUAAAACCAGACACAGUGCCCACUGUUCAGGUGACAGAGGCGGAUAUUCCGGCUGCUACAGACAAGGCGGAUGUGGGGACAGGGCCCGGUGGGAUCAGGACAGACACAGAUUCAACAGAUACAGACAGGCUGUUGAAUGCUGUUGCUGUCCAUCUUGAUUCCCCCUGGGACGAGUGGGAACUUUGGGAGCGACUGGCUUUAUCUCUCGGCUUAAAGACGGACUACAUCCGGGACCUGAAAGCCAAACCACCCACCAUCAGCCGUCCUCGUCAGCUGAUGGUUGACUGGAAGAAGAGGAAUGAUGGUAUCGUCACGCUGGACCAGCUGGAACAGGCACUGAGGGCUGCUGGGAUACACGCGGUUGCAGACGCAGUGUCCUCUGAGCAGCUGUUUAUGAUAGAAACGGAUGUAAAGGGUGGCAAAGUGACGGCGAGACUGGGCAUAGAGAAAGAAAGACAUGAUAAUAUUGUGGAAGAGUCUUUUGAGAAAGUCGUUGACGGAGUCAGCCACAAGUGGGAUGACCUGGCCAGGGAACUGGGGUUCCGUCGAACCGAGAUUAAAGGACUCCGAAGCUCUAAGCCCAACGCUAAAUAUAGGUGCAGAGAGAUGCUGGACAGAUGGAGAGACAGGAAGGGGAGUGAUGCGACUCUACAGGUUCUGAAGCAGGCGCUCAUUAACAUUGGUGAACGGCAGACAACGGAGAUGUUACCUGCACAAGAAGUUCACCUGCGGAAAGAAUUCGGCGCCAGCUCACCGUCUCCCAUGUUGUGGACAGUGGAGACAAACGUAUCAGAAAGUCAGCAGAGAGACGAUGGAGCAGGGCCAAGUGAAGUUGUGUGGGACACAGGACCUACAGUUGAGGUGGAAGAAUGUUUUGGCAAAGUCGUAAAUAGAGUCAGCCACAAGUGGGUUGACCUGGCCCAAAGGCUGGGGCUCAGCAGGAACGAGAUUAUAGGAAUCAGAACUUCGGAACGUGACGAUGACCACAGGUGCUGGGAGAUGCUGGACAGUUGGAGGAACAGGGAGGGAAGGGAGGCUACUCUACAGGUUCUGAAGCAGGCACUCAUCGACAUUGGUGAACGGCUGACAGCAGAUGAGAUGUUACCUGAACGAGACGGCAAAAAUAGCGAGAUAGGUGCCUGUUCCACUCCCAGCUGCAGCUACAGCAACAGUGCCUCGUCCAUUGGAAGGUUGGAGAUAAUAGAUUAUAUUUUGAAGUCUUACAACAGUUUCCUCUCUAUUCCAGAGUUGCAGAAGUCUCUGAAGAAGUACUACGAGUUGAAACUGUCUCACUUUAAGCCUCUGAUCUGGAAUGACAACUUCACACUUACCCUCAGUGAUAUCUUCACUCAGUUAGAGUUGGUACCAACACACGGAAAACACGUUAGUGGACCUAAGGAAUAUCUCAGGUCGGGAGAAAGAAAAGAAAUAAAGUCAUUAGAUGGCUUGUUCAACCCAGAUGUCACAGGGCAGUCCACAGCACCAAGGUGCAUUCUGAUUGACGGUGAACCAGGAGUAGGUAAGACAACAUUUCUGUCAAAAGAAGCCCUAGAUGCCGUCUCACAGAAAACAGAGCUGGGCAGACGACACGACCUUGUUCUGUUGCUCCGACUCCGAGAGGUGAGAGAGGAGACCAUAGAGGAGAUGGUGUGGGACCAGUGUGUUCCCCAAAGAAAAGAUGUAACCAUAGACUCCAUUAAAACAAUCUUAGAACAAAACGAGUCCCGCGUGCUCUUCCUCCUAGAUGGGUAUGAUGAGCUGCAGCCUGAUGCCAGGGCAGCUGGGCAGGCCAUUCCCAAACUGCUAUCCGGCAAGCUGUACCCCAACAGCACCAUUGUAAUCACCUCCAGACCGUCAGUAGGAGUGGAGCAGCACACCCGGCCGGACUGUCAUGUACAGAUCAUGGGGUUCUCCUCCAGACAGGUGGAGAAAUAUGUGCGAAAGUAUUUCAUCACCACAGGCAAACAUGAGCUAGCAGAGAAGCUUCUCACAGUUAUCAGUGAAAGGCAUCUUCUUACUGAUUUGAUCCACACCCCGACUUCAUUGAUGUUUGUUUGUAUACUGUUUGAAGAAGAUCCAGAGAUGAUCUCAACAGGAGCAAUAUCAGGGCUGUACGACAACUAUCUGACAGUUCUGGCCAGAAAAUACUGUAAGCGGGAAGGAGUGGACAUGCCGACAGAAGGUCUGUCUACAGAGGUUGCUGAGUCAUUACUGCAGUUCGGCAAGCUUGCACUAGAGGCACUGCUAAGAAAUGAGACCCUGCUUGACCUUACAGAAGUAGAGAAAGAAAAGGUGAAUUGGGAGUUGCUUUUAAAGCUUGGUGUUGUUUGCUUGGAGGUUUCUUCCUCUAAAUUGCAUCCUAGGAAACAGCUGGACUUUUCCCACAAGACCAUGCAAGAGUUCCUGGCCGGACGAUAUGUUGCUCAUGCUCUGUUGAACCAAGACAUUGUAGAUCUGCUGCAGCUCACCUCCAUAACCAAGGCGCUUGAACUCAGCAACCUGCUUCUGUUCACGUGUGGCUGUGACUCACGGGCAGCACAAGCUGUAAUGGAGAAACUGGGCAAGCUUAGUAUCAAGGAAUUUCCAGAACAAGUAGAAUCUUCAAAUGUACCAAUGGAUCAAGGCACACAAAAGUCCAGUAAACCCUUUGAAAUGUUUGAAUACUUGUGCCUAAACAUUCUCAGGGAGAGGCAAGAACCAGAGAUGCUUCAUGCUAUCAGUAAAAUCAUGCCAAUCGUAAUGCUGAACAGCUCCAUUAACAGUAGAGUAGCCACAGCUCUCAAGUACUACAUACGAAAUCUUCGUUCAGCAAACCUGCCAGACAGGCUCAUACUUAAGAUCCAUGGAGGGACCGACAGCAGAGACACAGUUCAGUACCUACAGCAGUGUUUUACAACUCCACUCCCUGGAUUAAAAUUGGACUUGAAACUAUCAGGACUGUUUGCCUUACCUGAUAAGACAACGAGGCUGGUUUCUGUUCUGAAGAAUGUUCCUGGUCUGAGGUUGCUGGAUCUAUCAGAUACAAAACUAACACCAUCAUCACUCCAGCCACUUGUGCAAGGGUUCAGACACAUGUCUCUGUUAGAGGAGCUUGAUCUUUCUGGAAACCCUGAACUGCGUGACUCUGGGAUGGACGUCCUACAGGUUGGGCUGCAUAUUGUUCCACAUUUGGCUGUGCUCCGUCUCAGGAAAGUCAGCAUGACGGCUGUGGGCUUGUCAUUCCUGGCUCCCUGCAUGUACCACUUAGCCGGACUGAGAGAAGUAGAUGUAAGUGGUAAUAGGCUACUAGAUAAAGGGAUGGAAGUCAUGGCUGAUAUCAUUAAACGUGCUAUUGCCAUGAAGGUGUUGAUUCUCGGGCGCACGUAUAUCAGUGGCAAGGGAAUCCUAUCCCUAGUGAAAGUUCUGCCUCACCUGUCAAAGCUACAGGUGUUGGAUGUUAGAUUCAAUUCCAUAGAGGACUCGGAGAUGGUCACACUGGUGCAAACACUCUGCCAGCCGAGCAGUUUGGACACAAAGCAAGACCCACCUGGUGACAAGAUUCUGACCGCGUCUCACUCUAACAACCAACUAAGGCAGCUGUACAUCGGGGGGAAUAGUGGAGUAACAGGAGCCGGACUGGGGAGGGUCGCACAGCUCAUCAGCGCACUGCCAGCACUGACCACGCUGGACAUGUCUGGUCACAAGGACACACCUGCACACCUGUCUGACACCGCUGCCAUGGGUCUGGCCAAGGCUCUACACACACUCCCUGUGUUGGAGAUGCUGGACCUGCGGUACAUCUCCAUGGAGCCUGCAGGGUUCCAGGCUGUGGUGCGGGCUGCUGAGGAACACCCCGUCCUGAGAAAGUUAUUGUGA